This is a messenger RNA of Paramecium tetraurelia, 1929 nucleotides long. RefSeq lists its product as uncharacterized. Gene Ontology annotation, molecular function: GTPase activator activity. The record is from RefSeq and is a predicted model, not a curated record. The transcript has 8 exons. Gene Ontology annotation, biological process: activation of GTPase activity. NCBI's taxonomy places the organism in Eukaryota, Ciliophora, Oligohymenophorea, Peniculida, Parameciidae.
AUGGAAGCUAUUACACAACUCAAAAAAUUUAUUGGUCAUCAUUUUAAUGUGAAGAGUUUUCAUAGGUAUAUGAUCAACAAUGACAUCUCAGACAUUGAAACCCUGAUUAAAUUUUGUUAAUUGGACAAUACUGGAUAGAGAUUCAAUUUAUGGAGAUUGUUUUUUAACGUCUACACAUUAGAAGACACUGUCUAUGAUAAGAUAGCCAAGUUAACCAAAACAAGAGAGACCUAUAAAUAAUUAGAGCAAAAGCAUUCAAGAUCUUAAGAUGUGUCAUCAACAACUAAAAUUGAAGAUUAACCUAAAAAAGGUCCAUUGGGUGGACCAUUAGGAGGUCCUUUAGGUGGUCCAUUAGGUGGCGGAUCUAAAAUAAAGGCAUCAACUUAAAAUCCAAUGGAAGAUGCUGAAUUAAGAAAUGAGAUAAGAAAGGAUGUCGAAAGAACAUAUCAAGAGAUUCAAUUUUUUGCUAAUAAAAAAGUAUUGCAAAUCUUGACAAGUGUAUUGUUUAUAUGGAGCAAAGAAAAUAGUGAAAUUUCAUAUAGAUAAGGGAUGAAUGAGGUUGCAGCUUCUUUGAUUCACGUGUAUUUCCAAGAAGCUCUUUACUCAGAUGAAAUUGAUAAGAUUCAAGGAGCAACAGAGGAAGACAAGCAAAUCUUGCUAGAAUUUAAUUCAUGGGAAUAUGCAGAAGCUGACAUCUACACUCUAUUUUAGAAAUUGAUGAAUGAUGCACAACAUAUGGAAAUGUUCAGACCCAAUUAUACUGAAGCUUAAAAAAUAAAAUUGCAAAGCAAAAAGCCAAGUGCCAUUUUGACAAGAGUCUCUAAAAUAUAAGACAUUCUAUUGAAAUAAGUUGAAAUGCCUAUGUUUAGACAUCUCAAAUUGUUGCAAGUGGAAUUCCAAAUAUUCUUAUUAAAAUGGAUAAGAUGUAUGUUUACAAGAGAAUUACAUUUAUUAGAAUCAUUUAAAGCUUGGGAUGCAAUUUUCUAUGACUUUUAUGAAUAAAAAACAGAAACAUUGUUCUUUGUUGACUGCAUAGCAAUUGCAAUGAUAUUGUAUGUUAAAUAACCAAUAAUGGAAAUGGAAGAUUCCAGUUAAUGUUAUCAAAGGUUUCUCAAAUAUCCACCAGUUUCUAAUUUGCCAGCUCUACUUGAGUCAGCAAUAAAUGUGAGAGCUAUCUUAUUGAAUUAAAAGUCUGCAACUAAUUUAGACGAUUAAAAUGAAUCAAAUCAGCCCUCUAUAUAUUCAGAUAGACAAUUCAACCCUGUUUUUUUUGCUUAAAUCACAGACAAAGUGGAUGGAGUGGAUGCUAAGGUUGUUAAGAUUACUUCUGAAAAACCACAAUUUAGAAUGAAGGGGGAUGUAGAUUUAGUCUACAAAGAUGAAACCUCUCCAGAUAAAUCAAAUUAAAAUCAGUAAUAAUUUAUUAAUCCCUUAUAACCAAAGUAAGUACCUCAACAAUAAAAACCACAGCAAUUCUAUCAAUAGUAAUAACCUUAAUAACAAAUACAGUAGUAGUAAUCUUAACCAUCAAAUUAAACAACCUAAAGUAGCAAUUAAUCUUCAAUUACUACCAAUUUCUUCGAUUCUAGUUUAUCUAGUACAAAUACUAAAACUAUUAAAACAUAAUUCUAAGUAGAAGAGCAAUCUCAAUAAGUUAAAAAAGAUAAAGCAUCAGCUCCAGUGAAGAAUGCUAUUUCGAUCCCAAUUUCAUAGGCUGAAGAGAUGUUUAACACCUUAGAAGAGACUCUAAAGUUCAUGAAAUCAUUUAAAGAUAAUUCAAACUAUUAGGAUUUGAUAAGGAACUUGACAGAAAUGAAAGAUUAUUUUGAAACUUCGCUUAAUGAUAAUUCAUCGAGUUAAUAAUAAAAUUAAUAGGAUGAUAGUAGUUUAUCUAAUAAAGUAAUAGGAUUCCUAAAGAAAAAAAAGUGA